GCAGUGGUAGUAGUGAUGAUACCUUUCCUUUGAGUCUCACUUCCGUUGAGGAACGUGUGGUUUAGCCUUAAGGCAAACGUGUAUCGCACGCGCCUAUACUCAGGCUCUCUAAUAUGUUUCCGGUGCUCUAAUUUGCAAGAUUUCGGUUCACUCUCUCAGUGAGUGAAAGCGCGGCUCAAUUGCGACGAUAUCUACUGCCAUCACAACAGCGCCAGAAUCGCGGCCCUCGGCGUCAGAGGACGACAUUCACUCACGAGCAGACACUCCGGCUUGAGAUGGAAUAUCACGUCAGCGAAUACAUCACAAGAGGUAAACGCUUCCAAUUGGCAGAACUGCUCGACUUAAGCGAAAAUCAGAUCAAAAUUUGGUUUCAAAACCGCAGAGCGAAAGACAAACGCAUCGAGAAAGCCAUUGUUGAACAACAGUAUAGGUCUGUAUUG
This is a messenger RNA of Medioppia subpectinata, 440 nucleotides long. Lineage: Eukaryota; Metazoa; Arthropoda; Arachnida; Sarcoptiformes; Oppiidae. The record is from the annotation of a GenBank genome assembly.